This is a messenger RNA of Mycosarcoma maydis (corn smut), 1947 nucleotides long. RefSeq lists its product as uncharacterized. Lineage: Eukaryota; Fungi; Basidiomycota; Ustilaginomycetes; Ustilaginales. The transcript has a single exon. The record is from RefSeq and is a predicted model, not a curated record. The coding region runs from base 1 to 1947 and encodes 648 amino acids.
AUGGCCGAGCCUUUCUGGGCUGCUGCUGGGCCGUCAAGGCCUACACCCUCGAGCUUCGCCGCAAUUCCCGUACCCACUAACACCAAAAAGAAAAGGGGCCGCUUCUCUGGAGACAACAGCCAGAAUGCAGCUAGCUCGAUCCCUUCCAUCGUAAAUCCGCCCUCACCCGAGCUUGUGCCGAGGCAUUCCUCCAGCGCGAGCAGCUGGGGCAUCGAAGACCUCUCCGACUCGGACGGAGACUACGAUUGGCCCACACCUACUCUUUCGUCCACAUCUGCGGCUGCUGCCAGCAUGCUGCCCAACACGAAUUCAAACUUAGAUCGAGACGAGCUGGCCAGGUUUGCGAGGACAUCUAAGCGCGUUCGGCUUGAAACGCCAGAAGAUCAGCACACAUAUGGCCAGCUAGCUGGACUCCGCAUUGACCCUAGUGCACAAGCAGCAUCUGCGCCCAACGAGGCUUUCUUCGCAAGCUCCUGCAACUCGCGGUCCAACAGCGGUGUUGCUGGGGCCUUUGGACUCAGUACUUCCCUGGCCUCCACGCUCGGCACCAACGUCGAUGGGUUUGCGCACGCACCGCGUGUACCGCCAUCAAGUCCAACAAAGUCAGACGCAAUCUCCUCUUCUUUUGGCAGCUUAGCUGACAGGACCUAUCAGCAGGCAGUAGCACCAGUACCACCCACCUCGCCGAACGCCAUUGAAAGAUUCACCGCUCCACCAAGCUCGCCUUUGCAUUCGUACCACUUCGAUUCAACCGCAAUGUCGACAGUGAGAGCUACCUCGGCCGAUUUGGAGGACAGCGAUAUGCGACAGCGUCGAGGCGACCCAUCGAGCUACGAGGUGGAGCCAGAUCGUAUCAUCGUCACCAGCCUAGACGACACUUCGUCGUCCGAAGGCGAUGCAUCGAGCGAGACCGAAGGACAAAAGACGCCUGACGCCGACACGUCGACUGAGAGCAAGGACAGCUCCAACGAUUUUGUCAUCAACAACGAGCUCAUGGCCAAGCUCGAAGCACACAGCAGGGCGGUGCUCACAGGCACGUCGGAUAGAGACAACGCUGCGUCUGCUUCUCGGUCCGGUGGAGGAUCAAAUCCGACAAGCCGAUCUCGACGCUCUGGAAGAAGGUCAGGAGGCACCGCAGUCUCGAGUCUGGGUUCCUUGCUUAACAGCCGGCGACGAUCGGCACAAUCGAGUCCCGGUUCAUCGGGUUAUGCUUCACCCAUCAAUGCUGAGGAGGUUCGAGGUGCGCUUAUCUUGUGGAAAGAUCCCGAAGAGGUGCUCAAAACUACUUCUACCUCUUCCUCUUCCUCGUCAACGCUCAAGCCGAGCGGUCUGGCCUCGGUACCCGAGAAUGGUGCUACUGCCACAAGCUUCAUGAACCAGUCACCUGUUGCGUUCCAGUCGGGUUCAAGCCUCUCGCAGCGUCUAGACACUGGCCCGAGUCCCUUAGGCGAAAACCAGUCCGCUUCGUUCUCGACCCCUGGCAUGGCUUCGGUGCGGUCGUCUUGGCACGCUUCGGAAAGCCCACUGUAUGCACAGCAGUCAUCCUUAUCAAGCUCCUACUUUCCCGAGGCGUCACCACUCGAGACUCGCUCGGCCAAGCAUGCAUCGCAACAGAUUCCCGAGGCAUUCGGGUCAGCGGCUGCACAUGAAAGUACGAAACCGCGUCCACAUCAUGACACGACAGCAUUUGUGCAGGCUCGGCAUGCGCCAGGAUCAACCACCAACGACGUAAUCAACCAUACACACGGGCAUCCUUUCCAACAGCAGCUGGCGCCACACCAUUAUGGGCAUCACUAUAGCACGUAUUCGCACGACUUCUCGGCAGCAUUCCAGUCGCACGCUCAAGCAGCACAGCCAUCGUCUCACCGUGUUCACACUGCCGGAGCACAGCCGAUCGAUCUAUCUGGAUGCUUCGGUCCUGCCGAAGAAAUGGACCUGGACAACUAA